Molecule: messenger RNA, 339 nt
Organism: Paracoccidioides lutzii Pb01
Exons: 1
Coding region: 1-339 (112 amino acids)
Source: RefSeq, a predicted model, not a curated record
AUGGACAAUAACUCAGAUCAAGAGGACAGGUUGUUCUCUUCUGAAGGGAGAGCUGGCUUUGUUCGUCUGGGGACGAGAUCUAAGGUUGACGAUGGGGGAGACUCUGGCAUUUUAAAAGGACACCGUGGUCCGAACCUUGGAAAGGGACCGUUAAUUAUGUCAGCCACUCCAGCCGCACCAAGAUCAAACUUUUCCCGUGACCCAGCCCGCUCCAGCCAAUCAGAACCUGCAGAGCCUGGGCCAGCCAUGCUCGCAAGCCCAACGGUCCCUCCUCAAAGUGGGUCGACCCAGGAUUUCAAGGGGCUGAAUCAUGUUUCGCCUGCCACGGGGCACAAGUGA